This is a messenger RNA of Podarcis lilfordi (Lilford's wall lizard), 17524 nucleotides long. NCBI's taxonomy places the organism in Eukaryota, Metazoa, Chordata, Lepidosauria, Squamata, Lacertidae. The record is from the annotation of a GenBank genome assembly.
AUGUCGAGCGGGAACGGGGAAGGAGCCUUCAAGCGGCCCCGGCCCGCCAGCCCGGGCGACGGCUUCCACACGCCGGAGAAGCGCGUCUCCGUCUGCCGCGCCGCGGAUCCCUGCGGGAGUCACCCGCGGGACUGGGGCAUCGAGCAGGUGUGCGAAUUCCUGCGAAGCAGCGGCUUCGAAGACCCGGAGUUGCUGCGCUGCUUCCGAGGUAAGCGGGGCGGGAGGCGGGACGAGCGGGACCGGAGAGCCGCUUCGCCUACGCAGCCUCGUUGCGCCGGGAAUUUCAACCUCGGCGGACCUUAAAGGGGGCGCCGGCUGAGGCGACGCUGCUGCCGCCGCCGUUUCCUCCCUCGAGCGGUUCCCGCUUCCUGACGCCGUGAGGAGAGGCGGUUAUGAAGUGGAUUGCAGAGCCGGGGCAUAACGGGCUCCGUCGCCUGAGGGCGGGCUUGGCUAGUCGUGGCUGCUGCUUUGAUUUCGCGGUGGUUCUGGAAAACCUAGGAAAAAGGAAAAUAGGAAUGAUCUCUGAUCGCAGGUCGACUAGGGGGCCGACGCAAAGAAUAUAUAUAUAUAUGCGUACCCUGGGGAGACUUGCUCUCCCGGUGCCCCAGAGGUUCGUCUUGGCGUAAGUUCCCAAAGGGGAAAGGCUAUUCGUUCUGAGGAGUAAGACCCAGGAUGGCUUGUUCUGAAGUCAAUGGCCAUAGGGCUACAGUAUUAUUAUUAUUAUUAUUAUUUAUUUAUUAUUUGAAUGUAUAUACCGCCCUAUACCCAGGGGUCUCGGGGCGGUUCACAGAAUAAAAUCAACAUUUAAAACUACAAAAUACGUAAUAAAAAUAAAAACGACAACCCAAUAAUUCCUCCCCCCUAACCCACAUUUUAAAAGGGCUGUAUGUAUUAAGAGUCAUUUGCAGCGCAGUCUACUCGGGAAUAAGGUCUAGUGAGCUCAGUGGGAUUCACUCCCCGAUAAGUGUGUUUAGGGUUGCUGCCUUAAAUCCCCUUUUCCUUUUAACUUGGGUUGUAUUUAUUUAUUUGAUUUAUAUGCCACCCUUCCUUCCAAAGGAGGAGCACUUCUUUCUCAAACAAGACUUUUAGUUAAAAAGGAUUGCAGGCCACCCCACUCUGACUCAAAUAACUCUACUCUGGCCUUUUGUCUUUUCAACAGGGAGGUAGACCCACCUGUUUGCCCUCUGGCACAGAGCCGCUGCUCUGCUUUGUUCCCUUAAUGAUCCAUCUUUAGCUGUCCAUUGGCAUUAACCAGCAUUGAUAUGUUCUGUCUCUACUUGUAAUGUUCUCAAAGAAUAAGGAAAUAACAUUGGAGGCACAUAUUCUAAUGGGGGAAAGAUACAUGCACCAAGUAUGUAUCAGAGGAUCGCCAAAGCAUGUGCCAUCAGGACACAACAUCAUUAAAGCUAGAAGUCAGGUCAUUUGUUUAUCCAGAUCUAAAACCCCCCAUCACUUUUAAUGCAUGCACUUUUGGGUUGGGGCAACUAGCUAAAAUGUUUUAAAAUAUUUUUCACAAUUCAAAUUUUGGUUCCUCUGUUUUCUUUUUGUCAGGUUUAUGUUGGUUAAAUGUUUAGUUGGGGUUGGCAGUUAAUUUUAAUUUGGGUAUAACUGUAAACUAUUUAUUAUUGUUAUUAUGUUUUUAGGAGGCUAAUUAGGUUAGUUAGCUUAUGCCCAGUGCAAAAUAUUUCAGGUUGCACCAAAGCAUACUUGCAGAAAAGAAAUUCUGGUGACUCUUCAUGUGAAAGUAUGAAUGAAUACUGGCUUAUUCCUGCAUUGCAGGCAGUUGGACUAGAUGACCCUCAGAGUUCCUUCCAACUCUACAAUUCUAUGAUUUGAGGAUGAUGAUGAUUUAUUUAUUAGAUUUAUACCCGGCACCAAAUGAGUACUAAUUGGAACUCAUGGGUCUCCUGUAAAGCAGGAAUCAGAAAUAAAGAAGAGUGUUAUCGUUCUUAAAUAAAAAACUAAAAUAAAUUUAGAUUAUAUUAGUUAUAGCAUCAAAGCAGCCACUUUACCUACUGUUACCUAGUGGUGGUUACAGAAACCGCGCGCCCCCCCCAUUUGUCUAAGGAGGGAAGCAUGUGCUCCAAGUAAUACCAAAUAUGGCUUCUAUUGAUUAUAUGAUUCUAUAACAUAUUAGAUAUAACUGUAGGGUCAUCUAGUCCAACCCUCUGCAAUACAGGAAUCUUAACUAAAGCAUCCGUGACAGAUGGCCCUCCAACCUUUACUUAAAAACCUCCCAUGAAGGGAGUAAUUUUCUGGUGCAGUGUGUGAUGCACAGUGGGCUGCAGCUGGAUAGGGAAAACAGGAAAAUUCAAUGGUGCUUCAUUCUAAUCUGUCUUUCUAUUCAUGUAAGACAUCUCUGGGUCCAAGAAUUGAGAAUAGCAUAGUUUCUUAAUGUUCCUUAUUUUUCUAGUGUUUUUCAUUUGUCAUCUGCCCAGAGAAUUUUGAAUUAUCAGGAAUUUCAGAAAUAUAAAUGUUAAGAGUAACGGAAUAAGCUAACUGUUGUCUCCUUAUUUCCUCAGGGAAAAAAAUUGCUGGUUCAUCUUUCCUUUACCUCACUGAAUCAGAACUUGAAGAAAUGGGAAUUGGGUAAGGGAAACUUAAAGCUAUUGACAUUUGAAUUUGGCUGCAAUCCUAUAUGUACCCUGGGAGUAAGUCCCAUUGAAUUUAGUGGGACAUACUUCUGAAUAGUCAUACAUAGGCUUGGACUGUUUGUGUUUCUAAUUCCUAAAUGGAUCAUUGCUAUAUUUAGUGCAUACCUUGAGCUUUGUACAUUUGCUAAAGAAAUAUAGUUUAGUGACCCUGAUCUUUUAUCAGCAGAGGAGGAGUGAAGCUGCCUCGAUUUCAACAGUGGUUCACAUUAAUCUGCAGUUCUGUUGCACCGAAGAUUUAAUGUGACAUGCAAACCAAGCCAGUAUGUAAAGCAUUUUCAUGAAAUCAGGAAACUGAAACAGGACUUGAACUUGCCAUAUUGUGUAACAUAAUUAUUACAACAUUAAUCAUCAUAACAAUGGAUGUUACUUUUUUUCUCUGCGAUCUCACACUUGACAGAUGUCACUAAAACUGUAUUAAAAGAAUACCUUUAAUAUUACCAUAACACCUCUAUUCAUACACAAUUUAUGAAAAACACCUUUUUACACAGAGGGCUACUGGAAUAUUCUGCAGUUUUGGGUAAUCAAACAUAUUUGUUGUUUAUGAUGCAGAAAUGCACCCCUUCCAGAAUGAUUUAUGGCACUGCAUAACAUGCUAAGGCAAACCUUGGUUUAGUGAGAUGGCACAGGCUUCCAGAGAGCUGCUUAUAGCCACUUUCUCCUCCAAAGUUCUUUUUGCUGUCAUGCUGCGGUAAGUCAAAAUUUUGCUUAACAUGUAAUCCAGACCAGGGCCCAUGGUUAGCCUCUCUACACCCUAACUAUUUGUUAUUGCUGGUGGUUAGUUAGGUGAGAGGUUAACCAUGAGCCCUGGUUUGGAUUACAUGCUAAGCAAAAUCUUUGCUUAGGUGAUUGUGGUAUAACAACAAAAAGGACUGGGAAGGAGUAAAGCAACUGUUAGGUUCUCUGCAGUAGCCUGCAUUUUUGCACAGUCUCAUUAAACAAGGUUUGCCUUUGCAUGUUGUUUAAAUGAGCUUUCCUAGACAAAACCACCAUCAAAUUAAUGAAGCAAAUAUAUGUUGAUGACUGUGUGUGCAGAAACAGAUGCACAAAUAAUGGAGCCUGUACAUGAAAAUGGUGUAUAGUCAUCUUCUUUUGUACCACAUUGGCAAAUAUUGGGUACAGAUUAUAGUUUGGAGAAAGUAUAUUUUAAAACCACUACAGUUUGACAUUAAAUCUUCAUGGAAUUGGUAACGUUUAAGAGUAUUCGAUUUCAGAUCUUUUGAAGAUCUUUUACUGAAAACUUUAAAAAAUGUUUGCACUGAACAGUAGCAAUUAACUUAAUGUUAGCGUCCACUAGAUUAUUUAAUAAAAUAUGGAACGGUCAACUUAUACUUGAUAACUUUCAGGACCGGAGUGAGACAGAACCUUCUGAAUUGUCUGAGCAAACUGGGACAAAGGCAUGUUGACAUAAUGAAGGUGAGAGAAGCAUUUACAUUAAUCUGAAAGCAAUCUUAGUCUAUUCCCAAAUCCUUUAUCCUUGAAAACCCAUGUGGAGGACAGGUUAGGGACCAAUAAUUUAUUUAGGUUAAUUACCAAUUUACCAAUGGCUGUAUGAUGAGACUAUUGAUUGUCAGGAGACUGGCACAGCUGAAUUUUGUUUAGCCUCAGAGACCUUGAGAUCAAAAGGCUCUCCCUCCGCUCCCAGGCCUCUCUUACGCAUACCAGGCUCCCAAGUUGUAAAUUACUUGAUAGCCUCCUUUACCUUUUUACAACCCAAUCCACACUCAGGCCCCCAGCUGUGCCAGGGUCUACAAAUCAGAUAACAUCUCAUCCUGUCUAGAGUUAAGAUGUAAUUGACUCACACCUCUGGAGAAGGGGAGUUUUACCUUACUCCUGCGUGAUCCAGCGUUUGACAUACCAAGAUUUUCCAACUUCACUACAGGGUGUCUUCUAGUUUGUCUUGUAUUUCUUGUGUUGACAAAGGUUUGUUAUUUUUAUAGAAGUCUACUGGACGAUAUAAGCCUUUGGUUUGCCAGGUUUUUAUCUGGAGGUUUUGUGCUGUGUGAUGGAAUAAUGGGUGGUAUGCCAGGGGAAUUAGUGGGGAUGGAGUUGGGGAUAGUUUGCCUAUUUGUUUUCCAUGCUUUGAGCACGGUCUGUGUGUACCUGUUAAGUGUUGUGCGAAUUUUCCUUAGUUUGGGAGGAGUGGUGCAGGUAUUCUGUGGUGCAGGUAUUUUCAAUUGUGUCCCUCUCUAGGUGUAUUCAUUGUUUUGCUCAUCUUCUAGUAUAUAUGGGAUUAUAUGGCAUAUUUGGUUGGCACUGUAAUAUGCUUCUAUGUUGGGGAUUCCCCAUCCUUCUUCUGAGGUAGGGAGGUGCAGGUAUUUGGGGCUUAUUCUUGGUUUUUUGUGUGAGAAGAUAAAGGAGUAGUUUUCUCUGCCAUUCGUGGAGUUGGGUUUGGGGAAUCCAGAUUGGGAGGGUUUGGAAUAGGUAGGUCAGUCAAUUGCUUUGAGGGGGAAAAUCACGUUUUGCUUGGUCAGAAAUUCUCCAAUGUUUUUGUUUUUUGUUUAUAGCUUAGCUCAAAGAACAAAUGUAUGAUUUUUUUCUGAAAAAAAUUAUCUGAAUCUGGACAAACUUCUUAUCACAUUUCAUGUUCUCAACAUCUAUUUUAUUUGCGUGUGCUACUUGUCAGUCAGUUAAGAAAUUAAAACCUUUUGUUUUAUGGCAGCCAUAUUGGUGGCAUCCGUCUGUCUCAAGAGACAGUGGAGUGUGCCUCCAGGGGUGAAGUCAAAUGGCUGUGUUAGCAGCAUCAAAGUGACCUUUCCAGGAUGCAAGCUUGGACAGUAUAUAUGGAGGUCCUUGGAUGCCCAGAUGACAAGAUCCCACUCUCAACCUCACUAAUGUGGUUCAAAGGAAAGCAGAGCAAUACAUUUGGAACCUGCUUGGCUGCAGGAGUUGCCAGAAGGAUGCAUACAAGGCGCCAUCCAACCAUCUUAGGGCUCCACUCUGGAUUUUGAGUAGGGUUUACUCCUUAGUCUUUUCUUCUCCCAAAGAUAUACCUCAAGUCAGUGGAGGAUUGGGGUCGGUUUUCCUUCUCCUAGAUCAACUACCUUCCCAGGUUGAUGAGGUCCAUCUGCCCCUCACUUCCCUCUACAACAUGUGCAGUAUUCACCUUCUUGACUGUGGGACCUAUUGGUCUUGUCCACUAAAUCUGCUGGAGCUCAUCUUGGCAUACAGGGGCAGCCAUAGAUGCUUUUCGUUAUCUGGUGAUUGUACUAGCUUUUGAGUACAGUGGUACCUCGGGUUAUAUACACUUCAGGUUACAGACUCCGCUAACCCAGAAAUAGUGCUUCAGGUUAAGAACUUCAGGAUGAGCUUCAGGAUGAGAACAGAAAUCAUGCUCCGGCGGCAGCGGGAGGCCACAUUAGCUAAAGUGGUGCUUCAGGUUAAGAACAAUUUCAGGUUAAGAACGGACCUCCAGAACGAAUUAAGUUCUUAACCCGAGGUACCACUGUAUAGUGAAAGCAAGUGAAAGUUAAAGUGUUUUCUUCUGGUGCUUUUCAUAUAUCUGCAAUAAUUUUACAUUUUGUUUUACAUCUUCCAGGUAUUUAAUGACCCCAUUCAUGGUCACAUUGAAAUGCAUCCCCUUCUUGUUCAGAUCAUUGACACACCUCAAUUUCAGCGUCUAAGAUACAUCAAACAAUUGGGUGGCACUUAUUAUGUUUUCCCAGGAGCAUCGCACAACCGUUUUGAGCAUUCCCUUGGGUAAGGCACAAGUUCUUUUUGCAGAUCUGUUUUUCUUGAACUGGUAUACGCCACCACUCAGGUUACUGCAGACUGGUUGCGCCUCUGAACAUAAGUAAUUGCAGUUUCAUUGAAUUCCAUAGCACUGCUACUUGUAACAGGGAGUCCUUGGAGCACCCCACAAUCGCCUAACCUUGACUCUCUUAGGUUCAGGUCGGGGUCACAAGCAAGAGACUUCAAAGCAGGACAUAGAAGCCAAAUAGCAGCCAAUAAGCCUGAUGUUUAUUGUUGCAAUAAACUACAAUGGUACCUCGGGUUACAUACGCUUCAGGUUACAGACUCCGCUAACCCAAAAUUAGUGCUUCAGGUUAAGAACUUUGCUUCAGGAUGAGAGCAGAAAUCGUGCUCUGGCGGUGCGGCGGCAGCAGGAGGCCCCAUUAGCUAAAGUGGUGCUUCAGGUUAAGAACAGUUUCAGGUUAAAUAUGGACCUCCGGAACGAAUUAAGUACUUAACCUGAGGUACCACUGUACUAAAAAGAUGAAGCAGCCAGAAGCCUCAAUCAGCGAGUUACAUCAGUAUUUCAAAGGUUCUCAUAAUACAUCUUGGGAUGCAUCACUAAGACAUCAUAGAUAUGUCACAGAAAAGGUGUGGUCUCAGAACCUGAGAUCCAGGCAUGCCCCUGUCACUCAAAUAUAGUCUUUCACACUUACUCCAUCACAGUAUAAAGGAAAGUAUUUACAGUUUCCACGUCCCUGAGUCAAGUCAAAUACACACCUUUGUCUUGACCAGACUUGAUUCCACUAUGGGGUGGUUAGGCAUUGUGAUUGAGAUGAUUAUCUGUCUGACACUCUUGGGGCAGAAUAUCAGUCAUGACUGCUUGGGAAGGCCCUGCAGACUCUUAUGGUGGGCUCUCUCACCCUUCCCCUUGUACCUCACUUCCCUGGAUCCUAAAAGCCAUUGGAACUGAGAAGAUUGAUACAAGUGAUUUCUUAUGAAUUUCGAAAGUUUUCCCAUUGAUCUAGUACAUAGAUACAUUUAUCAGUGAAUUGCUACAUUUGGUAUUGGCACUUUCCCUGUUUUCCUUUGUUGGAGACCUGUUACUCAGCGGUGAGUCAAGGCUCCUGAGCUGAGCUUCCCUUGCAGAUGCAAUACCUUUGCAGAUAUGUUGCUGUUUUCUCUUGACACUAGGGGAUUUGGUUUGACAGGUGAAAGGCAGGGAAAUGUGUGUGAGUGAAUGGUUUGGUAAUGUGCAGCGGAGACUCUUUUGUCUCUGCCUUGUGGUGUGUGUGUGGGGGGGUGUCUCUCAACCCCCCUUCCAAUUUCCCGGUAACAUACUUAACUUCCAUUAAAGGAGAUUUACAUCUAAUAUAUCUGUAAAAGUUAGAAGUACCCUUCAUCUCAUAUGCUGGUGUGUUCAGUAUUUGGUUUCGUGAGGAUGUAGGCUCACCAAACCCAAACUCAACUAAGUAAGCAGAUUUUCUGACACUGAGUUUUCCCACUAAAACUCACGAAUGAAAAGAAAUGCUAUUUGCUUUGACAGUAGGGCUGUGUUCUUGCUUGCUUGCUUUCCUAAGAAUGCACUUUGUUGGUGGAUAGAGAGGCCUGCUGAUGUGACUGGAACCUUUUAAAAAAAAGAUUUUAAGGCAGCAUUGUAUGAAAUUUGCAGGCAUAGUAAGAGAGGAAGUUUAAUUGCAUUUCCUCCCCUAGUUUAUUUUAAGCAAUUUCAGCCGAAGAGAUGUUUUUUCCCCAGUCUUAGCACUAAGCAUCACAGCACUGAAAUCAGGGAUAGACCACAGCCUGCCUUUUAAGAGUACAAAGCAGCUCCCCCCCCCACUUCAGUGCUGGUGGGGGUGGGGAAAGGCUGCCUUUUAACUUCCACAGAGCCUUCUCUGCAGAGUAAAAAAGCAGCAUUUAUAGUCAUUCUACCCUAGUGCUGGGAAUGCUGAUUUUGUAUGUGUGCACAUUUAUACAUGCAUGUUUGUGUGUGAGUGUAUGUUUGAGUUUUGGACUGCAUGUGUGAGAGAAUGAAAGUGUGUGCUAUGUCCUGUAUGUCAAGUGAAUGUGGGUGUUUGUGGGUAGUAUGUGUGUAUACAUUGGUCAAAGCCAUCACUGGCAUGUGGGCCUUGGAGAUGUGGCUGACCAGCAAUGUGGUCCUUGGAUCAGCCUUGCUCUAUAGGUUUGCAGUUCACGAGCUGAGUAUGUUUAGUGGUAUUUCACAAUAUAUAAUGUGGGGCAAGUUUUUAUUUUAUUUAUAACCCUAAAAUUCAAGAACUGGAGAGCUGAACCUUUUGCCUUCUUGCUACAGGGUCGGCUAUCUAGCAGGCCGUUUGAUCCGGGCACUGCAGAAGCGACAACCAGAGUUGGACAUCAACCAAAGGGAUAUUUUGUGCGUCCAGAUUGCUGGUCUUUGUCAUGAUUUGGGUAAGCCACUUCCCAAAUAUCUUAAUGAAGCAAUUUGUGCACACUAGGUAAAGAUGAACUGCAUAAUUCUUACUUUCAGGUCAUGGCCCAUUUUCACACAUGUAUGAUGGAAGAUUCAUCCCUCGUGUUUGUCCAGGAACUGCAUGGAAGGUGGGUAUGCAACCAGUUAUUACUGCUUUCUUUUUUAAAGGGAAUGCUGCCUUGCCUAAAAAUAUGUUAACCACAUUUAACAAUUAUAGUGUUUUAUAGUCAAAGAACCCAGACAUUUCCUGAAGUUUUUUGUUUUUUUAAAAAAGUUACCAUAUUGGUGAAAUAUAGUCACUAAAAUUCCUACUGUUUAUCUACCACUCUCUUCUGCCUUAGUCAGACCCCACCUGGAGCACUGUGUCUAGUUCUGGGGGUUGAGGGAGUUGGGUAUGUUUAGCCUGGAGAAGAGGAGACUGAGAGACAGUAUGAUAGCCAUCUUCAAUUAACUGAAUGGCUGUCACAUGGGACAUGGAGCAAGCUUGAUUUCUGUUGCUUUAGCCUUAGCGGGUAGGACCUGAACCAUUUGAUUCAAAUUACAAGAAAGAAGGUUCUGACUAAACAUGGAAUGGACUCACUCAGAAAGUGGUGAAGUUCAUUGGAGGUUUCUAAACAGGUUGGAUGACCAUCUGUCGGGGAUUGUUUACCUGCUUUGCAAGAAGUUGGACUAGAUGGCCCUUGGGGUCCCUUCAACCCCACAAUUCUUUGAAUUUUCUCAGUCCUUUCUUCUCACAGAGAUUAUGUUCCAUUAACCUUUCUAGGGUCUUCUUUCAGUGGCUUCUCUGCUUCAUUUGCUGUUCUAAGUACUUUCUAUUUUCAGCCAUCUCAGGUUAUUGAACAUUCCAUUGCUUAUCAGGAAUUAGUGAUUUCAGCAGCUGAGCUGCAGCAAGAAUGUGAAACUAGGAAACAACUCUUCUCCCUCCCUGCUGGUAUUUGUUUGCUAUUGCAGCAGUGGGAGAUCCAGCAUUAUGCUUGAAUGAGGGAACCUGAUUUAAAGAAACUCUGGCUUGUUUAACAAGCUAGUUAAAUUUGCUUUUUAUGGCACUUUAAAUAUUUUGUUUUAAACCAGAAUCCCUGGAUAAAAUCUGACAUUAAGCUGGGAUUUUGCAGAAGUGAAAAUGAACUCUGUUCAAGCUCCUGUGAGGGGAGCAGGAGCACACACACACACACACACACACACACACACAAUGCUUUGCUUCAGGCUCAUCCACCUGACAUUAAACCAUGGCGUAAUGUUGUCUUAAUGUUUUUGUAUACAGUUAUGAUGGCUUGUUUUGACAGCAUAUGCUUUGAUUAAUAAUAAUUAAAACUUCCUUUUUUGUAGCAUGAAGAUGCUUCUGUUAAGAUGUUUGAACACUUGAUUGAUUCCAAUGAUCUAAGACCAGUCUUGAAGUCUUAUGGUCUCAAGCCGGAUGAAGAUAUAGACUUUAUCAAAGAGCAGAUAGCAGGACCCAUUAAGACUGAAAAAAGCAGUCGUUCAGUAAGUCUUGUUCUCCGCUUUACUUCUGCUUUGUAAAUACUGUGCAAUUUAAUGGAAUAUAAUGCUUAAUAGUGUUAUCUUUUCUGAAGGAAAAUUGGCAGGUGUUGCAUGUGGGAGAUUCAUUAUUUUUUGUGAACCAUUGGUUGUUGAGCUUUUUAUAGAUCUUGGAAGAGGGGCCAUAGUUCAACAGCAAAGCAUACGCUUUGUGUUCAGAAUGUUCCACUCUGUUCUACCAUUUCCGGUUAAAAAAUGCACAGCAGCAGAGCUGGUUAAUACUUCUGCAUGAAGCUUUGGAGAAAUGUUAUGUGUUAGGGUAGAUCAAAGAAUGAUCUGAGCUGCUUCAUACUUCAUGCAAUUCUGUGCAUGUCUAUGCAGAUAUAAGUAUUGCUGAGUAAGCUUGCAAAAGACAGAGGUGCAUCUAAUGGUUCCAUUCCUUUUGGAUGAAGGGAAUAUUUGCAAGUGACACAGUAAGAGGUCACCCUGCAGUUUAUCCUGGAGAGCAGCAAAAGGCGCACCAUUUGCUUAUACUGAUAUUUGGAUAAAAGUGAAUUUUUAUUCAAUAAAUAUUUUUCUGUGAACAACUUUUAAAGAGUUAACUUCACAAAGUGAUGUACAAAUAUAAAAAUGGCAGCCACCAAAACAAUGCAAAAUAUGUUAAAAACAGCCAAACUUUUUAAUCAUCUUUAAAAGCCACCACAAAAGCAAGCACACUAUAAAUCAAAUAGUAAUACAGUGGUGCCCCGCAAGACGAAUGCCUCGCAAGACGGAAAACCCGCUAGACGAAAGGGUUUUCCGUUUUGGAGGUGCUUCGCAAAACGAAUUUCCUAUGGGCUUGCUUCGCAAGACGAAAAUGUCUUGCGAGUUCCUGCGGGGUUUUUUUUCUUUCCCCCCCCUUUUUCUAAGCCUUUAAGCCGCUUAUCCUCUUAUCUGAUAAGCCGAUAAGCCGCUAAAAGCUGCUAAAAGCCGCUAAUAGCGCUAAUCCGUCAAUGGGCUUGCUUUGCAAGACGAAAAAACCGCAAGACGAAGAGACUCCCGGAACGGAUUAAUUUCGUCUUGCGAGGCACCACUGUACUGUUUUUGCAGCCCAGUUCAAAUUAACUGUUAAAAGUGACUGAGGGAAAAAUGGGUUUCCAGGGUCGGAUUCAAAAUAUAAAGCUGGAGUUUGCCUAAUAUCACAUGGAACUGAAUUUCCUAAAUGUGCUGCUGUGGCCAACAAUGUCCUGUUCCGUGUGCUUGCCAAUCUGAUUGAAACCAGUUUUUCAGGAAGGAGUAGUACUACUUAGACCCAAACCAGACAAUUGACUGAUAAUAAUACCAUGGUCAACAGUUCAGGAGAACCAAUAGGGCUGUGCUCCUUGCAUUCAUAUUCCAGUGUAAGUUAAUUACCUGGCUAGCCAAGGUUGUUUCCAUCACAAAACUAGGCUGUGAUUAUCAGCUCCACCAAUUUGUAUCUCUUAUUAUUAAAGUAUUGGCAGUUAUCAAUUAAUCUGUUCCAGCAUGUGCAAAGAGUUCUUAGAACCCUGCUUCCUUGCCAGUUUGGUGCUCAGAGUAGAUUGCUUUAUUGUAAUGUAUUAUUUGCUUUUGGGUAUUUCCACCCCUGUCUCCAGUGGCCUUACCGUGGGCGACCUGAAGAAAAAGGCUUUCUUUAUGAGAUAGUGGCCAACAAAACAAGUGGCAUUGAUGUUGAUAAAUGGGAUUACUUUGCCAGGUAUGGACCUUGCUCAUUUUAAAGCAUUUGGAAGAUUUAUUUUAUAGAUAAACAAUACUGGGAAUAUUUUACCUAUAGACAAACCAAUUAAUAUCCUAUUGGUCCAAGUUAAAUGGGAUAUCUAUCUUAUCAUUAAAAACUCUUUAUCUUUAAAUACUAUAUGGUGUCAUACCAUAUAAACUGUAUGCUUGUUGGUUAACCCUGUAUUUUGUUAUAUUGAAAACUAAUAAAAAUACUUGAAAAAAAAUAUCUAAGUGAGAGAGCCAUGUAUACAGUAUGAGCAGGAUAUAGACUAUGAAUGAGGAACCUGUGGAACACCAGAUGUUGUACUCUAGCUCCCAUCAACCUCAGCCAGGAUGGCCAAUGGUUGGGGGUGGUUCAGCAACAUCUGGAGGGCCCCGUUCCCCCACCUCUCAUAUAGAGAGAUACCUAGCCCAGGUAUUUCUCUGUGUACAUGUACUCCAUGUACUUUCUAUGAUUUUAUUCUAUGGUCUUGUGUUGUUGUAAGCCGCUGUGAUAUAUUUUUUUGAUGCAGGGCAUAUGAAUAUUUUUAUAAAUAAAUUCAGUAUCUAUAUGCAGCUGCUGGGGGUGACCUCUACAAGAUUUGGGGCAAGGCAGCACCAUAUGCUGAUGAUACCCAGCUGUUUCUCUGUAACAUAUGAACCAAGAGAAGUCAUGCAUGUUUUAAACCAGUGCCUGGGCUAGAUGAGGGCUGGAUGGAAACCCUAUGGAUGGGCUGUUCAGCAGUUCUGAUGGGUUUGCAUUCCCUCUGAGGGUUGUAGUCUGGGGGUGCUCCUAGAUCCAUUGCUGCCACUAGAGGCUCAAGUGACCUCAGUAGCUCAUGGUGCCCACGACCAACUUCGGUAGGUUUACAAACUACAACUGUUUCUGAAUGAGGAAAAGAAGCAAUCCUUGUUGGAGAUAGCAACCACUCUCUGGAAUACUCUGCUUUGGGUAAUUCAUGAGGUAGAGAUCAUAAUGGCCCUUGAACAACUUUUCAGAAUAUAUUGCCUGUGUUUUCUGGACUGUGUCUGACUCUUAGUGUUUAAUUUUUUUGUUUUGUAGACUUGCUCAGUUUUAUUUGUGAAAUACAGCUGUGUUCUGUUUUUAUCACAUGUUUGUAUUUUUGUUGUUUUUAUGGAAACCACUUGGAGAUUUUCACUAUCUUAAGCAGUUUAAAUAACAUUUAGCAAUAUUUUUCAAACUAAACAGUGUCCCAUUUCAUACAUCACUUUAAACCAAACCAUGGCUGAGUGUUCGGGUUCCGAGGGAGGAGAUGGCAGCUGCUUCGCUCUUCUCUAGUUCUGCUGCUGUGCUGAGCUAAGCCAUGACUUGGCUUAGUGUGUCAUGCAGGCGUGUGUUUUAACUCUUUCCAGUGAGCUGUCACUUCAUUCUCUGGUUUAAGACCCUUGGUUUUUCCAGGAGAAUUCUGAGCCAAACUAUGGCUUAGUGCAGCAGAACAGCCUGGGAGGAGCAAAGCAGCCGCAGGUUCAUGCUAAACCACAAUUCGUCUGAAGAUAAUUGCAGUUGCUAUUAUGGAAGUGUGUCUGGAGAUUAUAUAUCUAUAUUUUGGGAAUAUGAAAAAUAUAGAGUCUCAACGAAUCCCCUGAGAGUCCUUUUACAUUAUUUAAAGAUGAGGUCCCCAGUGAAGCCAUCUUCCUGAUCCCUCCCCCUAAUUUUAAAAUGUCCCCCCUCCCUUCCUUGGUCCAUGCAACUCCUCAAUUUGUAAUUGAAUGACCUUACCUCCUGCCUGUUUCUGGAAUAUAUUUAGGGAUUGUCACCAUCUUGGAAUCCAGAACAACUUUGAUUAUGUACGCUUCAUUAAAUUUGCUCGUGUCUGUGAAUUUGAGGGAAAGAAGCAUAUUUGUACCCGUGACAAGGUAAGCUUUCUUGAGGAAAGUAGAGAAUGCCAAGUAAAGUAGUGUUGGCAGCUUGAGAACUCGCCGUUAAAUUUUUGUCAUUUUCGUUCUUCUAUCCCCCCCCCCCUUUUCAGGAAGCUCGGGGAAACACUGUCUCAUUUUGCUGUCACUCAGUGUUGAGAGGCAAAUUAACCUGAAAGCUAAUGUUUACACAAAGCCACCCAGUGAGCUUUAUGACUGUGGGUAUAAUGAGUCCAGAUGGAGAUAAACUUGCAGUCUGCUAGUGCUGCAUAAAUUGAGAAGUGCACCUCCAAGUGAAUAGGAGACAGUGCAAUAUAUGUUUUCUCUGUUGUUUGAGAACAGAAAGUUUGAGAAAAAAAUGGAUUUUGGGAGCACGAGGUAUUGGCCAAGCCAUUACCUUUCAUCUCAACCAGCCGCACUACAUGUAGGGAGUAUAUAGGCUUACUAUAGCAUAUGGUUGACCAUGUGGUGAUGGGUUGGAGUUGGUGUUUAAGGGCCAUAAAUUAGAACAUAAAAAGAAUCCUGCUGGAUCAGACUAAAAGUAUGUUGAAUUCAACCUUACGUUCUUGCCAUAGCCAGCCAGAUGCCUGUGGGAAGCCCACAAAAGAGAACAUGAGCAGAACAACAUUCCCCUGCUUGUCAUAUGCAGAGACUGGUUUUUAGAGGCAUACUGCUUCUGAUAAUAGAGUUAAUAUAGCCAUCAUGACUAUAGGUUUAGAGACAGCGGGUAGGGAAGGUUUGGAUUAUCAUGGAAGGCAGGUACAAAUUGUCGCAGUCUAUUCUCUCUAGUUCCAGCAUUAAUCCUCAUGCAUUUGGUUGCUCUACCACUGUGCUCCCUGGUCUGUGCAAGUCAAGUCACAAGCAAGGCAGAGUGCUUAAAAGCUAUCUUCACUCCGGGUCUGCUUAGCGUUGCCCAUCGCAAAAUGAGCUUUUAAGAUAUGCUUUGUUUGCUGGGCAAGGCCCACUCAGCACACGGGCUGUGCAAGGUUCUGGGCCGCUCCCACGAGAUAAUCUGACUUCCUGGGAGAUCUCACACAAGCAUGCAUAAUCUUCCAGAGCUGGCAUGUCGAACAGGCCUUGCCCAGCAAGUUAGACAGAGAGCUUAAGAGCUCUUUUCAAACCUGGUAACCCAAACGGCCCAGCACAAAAUGAGCUUUUAAGGUCUUGGCCUUGGUUGCUGGGCAAGGUAUGUUCAACACACUGGCUCUUUGAAUCCUGGGGAUGCUGUCUCUCACCCGCUUGCUGCAAGGCAGCUCCAAGGGUUGGCUGGCUAUAUGUGUGCGUAAGAUAAGGGAUUACUGUAUUUUCAUUAAGCGGAACAAACAGGAAAUGUAACCACACAAAAUUGUUUCAGUUACAAGCUUGUACAAGGCAAGGCUCAGUACAGAAGCAAGGAAAGUAUCCACCAAUUUAUGAGCAUUCUGCUCUCAUGCAUGCAAGGAAUCAUCUUAUCUUAAGGAUCCUGUGUUUCAUGCACUGCUCCACUUUCAAGUAGCCCCCAUGAGGCCUCUCCACAUAAGCAGAAAGUAAUCUUAAUUGCAAAAAUGAUUACUCUAGUGUUCUGGAAUACGUUUUUAUAUUUCUUGUGCAUGGAUUAUUUAGAAGGGUCUAAUUAUUUCUAUGUCCUGGAACCUGUUUUUAUUUUAUCCCUAGUUGUUCAGCAACAAACAUCCAAUUUGAGGAAUUAAAGUAGAAUUGGCAGAUUAAGGCUGCAGUUGUAUACACUCUCACCUGGCUACCGGGCUCAUUAAAUUUGAUGCAAUUUACUUCUAAGGUUAUACACAUAGGGUUGCACUUGGGAAGGCUCUUGAUACCAGAUAGUAAAUGCUUUUUCUAAGAAAAAAAUUUUUUUAGGCUAUCUUCUAUUUCUGUAAAAUUGCCCUUGAAUCCCUGCUACCCACUCUAGGGCAUUCUUAUGAGCAUUUAUGGGAGAGACUGUUUCAUGUAUUCCUGACCAUUAAGUGAAAGGAGCAAAAGUUUGCUGCCAGCAAGUUUUUUUUAUUUAUAACAACAUAUACCACUAUUCAUAAAGAACAUCACAGUGGUUUACAACAGUCGUACAUAAAACAAAAACAAACAUUUUGUGAAGUUCCUGCCCUGAAUGUUUCAUAAGUCUUGGAACUGUGGUUGUAAUAUAAAAGAUGAAUAAAAUACUGUUUUUAUCUUGGACUUUAGGAGGUUGGAAAUUUGUAUGACAUGUUCCACACACGGAAUUGCCUGCACCGCAGAGCCUACCAACAUAAAAUUAGCAACAUCAUUGAAACUAUGUAAGUAAGUGCAUGUUGAUAUGCCCUAGACAGGGCAGUAACCAAAUAAAUGCUAGCCAUUCUUACGUUAGUAGAUUACUUACAUUUGUAUGAGCUUGCAUAUUAAUUCAUUUUAAUAAUGUAUGACUGAAGGAGGAAUGCUUCUACAAUGGUGCUUGUCAGCUACAAAUAUUUUUUAAAGAAGUGUUGCCUGAUUUAUUUAGGGAUGUGUUUUAAUGCAACCAAUUUGAAUUUAAUUCAUUUUAAAAAAUUAAUUAAUAUUAACCAAUUGAUCAAUUAAAGGUUGUAGCCCUAGUUCUGGAGUGUCUCAUUGAGAAACUCUGUUGAAUGUCCCUGUCCUUCUCCUUAAUCGUUUUUCAAAGUGGAUUUUGAUGACUAGAAAAAGUUAUAUGGUUUAAUUUUUUUAUCAACUUUGGUGUUUUUGUAUUACUCUUUUUUAGCCAUAGAAAUAAAUUUCCAAGGCCAUUGUGAAAUCCUUGAUCUGGAGUUAAUAUUGAAUUUAUGGAUUCUUCCUCAUUUGUGUUGCAUGUUUCAUAUCAGGAUUACAGAUGCCCUUUUGAAAGCUAACCCACAUAUCCGCAUAAAGGGAUCUGGAGGGGAAGAGUACAAUAUCGCUACAGCACGAGAAGACAUGGAAGCCUACACUAAGCUAACAGGUAUGGGCUUAUUGGGCUGACACCUAAAUUCUAAUUGCAUCAAUUUAGGAAGUAUUUCUCUCAGGGUACCAUUUUGUUAUGGCACUUAAAUGAAACAUAGUGCAUUGCUUUAUGUAAAUGAAUUAUAUAUUCUGCUGUGUGCAUAUGAAGGAAGUGAAGUGUUUGUAUCACUAGGUCUGAAGAAGUAAUUAUUUAUUUAUAGUAUAAGAAACGGAUUUGUUCCCCUAUGGCCAAACUUCCCCCUCUCCCAGUUUUAAAAUUAUUUAAGGGGUGGUUCGUGAAAGAGAAAAAUAAAAAUUUCCUCCUUUUCCCUGUCUCUCUUUUUACCCCUCUGUAAGCCAUUAAGGAGCUUAUUAGCUUCGUUUAAUUUGAAUAGGUUGAUAUAUAACUGCUUAGGCAAAUUCUUUUUUUAAUCUAUUGCUCCUGUAAAAAUCUUGGUAGGAUGAGUAUGUAUUAGAUGGUGUUGACUCAAAACUGAAACCAAAAUGGCGGUUGACUCGGGCUAGAGCAGGGAUCGGCAAACUAAGGUCCCCAGGCCGGAUCAGGCCCACCUGCGUCCUAAAUCCGGCCUGCGCCGUGAAGCCAGAACCCGCGGCGAAACAGACUCCUGGCGAUGGUGACGGGAGGAAGAGGCCAAGCGGCGGUGGCUCUGAUUGGCAGAGAUAUCCCCAUGCUGCGCUGAGGUAAACCCAGGUGCGGUGUUUGAUUGGCAGAGCCGCCACCGCUUGGCCUCUUCCUCCCACCGCUGCCGCAGCCCUG